AUGGUUGAGGGGCUAUUUCGCUGCAAUAGAAUUGACGACGCUUUUAUUCUUUUGGAAGAAGUGAUAAACAAGGGAAUAAAGUUGCCAUAUAGGAAGUUCGAUUCCUUUUUGAUGCAACUCUCGACAAUUGGUGAUCUCCAUGCCAUUCACAGGCUUUCAGAUCACAUGAGGAAGUUCUAUAAUCAUGCUAUGGCAAGACGUUAUGCACUAAGCCAGAAGCGUUCUUUUGUUCAUGAAAUCUUGAAGGAUUUGGGGUUCCAUGAAAACCAGCUUAAGAUAUAUAAAUCUGCAGAAGAAUGCAAUGAUCUCUUCACAAAAGGAAGUGCUAAUGAUGGUAUCGAUGCGGCUUUUGACGAAGUCCCUUUCGUGAUGCACCUUCUUGGAACUUAUUGCUCCAAGUAUGUCAUGGUUGAGCCAAGAUUUAAAACUGGUGGUUUUGGCUUUACGAUUUAA
Molecule: messenger RNA, 453 nt
Organism: Arachis duranensis
Lineage: Eukaryota; Viridiplantae; Streptophyta; Magnoliopsida; Fabales; Fabaceae
Product: glutamate receptor 2.9
Exons: 3
Coding region: 1-453 (150 amino acids)
Cellular component (GO): plasma membrane
Molecular function (GO): signaling receptor activity; ligand-gated monoatomic ion channel activity
Source: RefSeq, a predicted model, not a curated record